Messenger RNA from Zalophus californianus (California sea lion), 1918 nucleotides. It is a transcript of the gene ENTPD8, whose product is annotated as ectonucleoside triphosphate diphosphohydrolase 8. Gene Ontology annotation, molecular function: UDP phosphatase activity; GDP phosphatase activity. Gene Ontology annotation, biological process: nucleoside diphosphate catabolic process. NCBI's taxonomy places the organism in Eukaryota, Metazoa, Chordata, Mammalia, Carnivora, Otariidae. The record is from RefSeq and is a predicted model, not a curated record. Bases 401 to 1888 code for a protein of 495 amino acids. Gene Ontology annotation, cellular component: plasma membrane. The transcript is spliced from 10 exons.
GAUGAGGGGAUGACCCUGGCUGGUGGUGGGGGGGGGUUGAGUGUGACCCUAGGUAGUGGGGGAUGACCCCCCAGCAGGGGCCUGAGCUCAACCCCCCUAAACCUCUGUUGGCCAGUCUGUGAACUAGGGGUGGGCAGUACCAGCUCACAGGGGAUCAUUUUCCCAGGCUCUGCCACCUGCCUGGUGAGGUCCAGGCAGAGGUGGGUGGUGACUAGCUGAGGGAGAGGCAGGAAAGCACUUGCCGGGUGCCUGAGGGACCGCAGUCUAGCUUUCUCCUGGUUGCAGCUAUCCAGCAGCCCAGGGAGGACGGGGUGACUCUCCAGGGCGGCAGUGUCUGCAGCAAAGGGAGUCUGGGUGCCCACCGCUGCCCCCCUGCAGCUGCCAGCCCUGCCCUGCCCUCAUGGGGCUGACCUGGAAGAAUUGGGUCCUCACGGCCCUGCUAGGGGCCGCAGCGGCCUCAGGCCUCACCACGCUCAUUCUCCUCCUGGCGGAGGCCACCAGUGUCCUGCUGCCUGCAGACACCAAGUUUGGGAUUGUGUUUGACGCCGGGUCCUCCCACACAUCCCUCUUCGUGUACCGGUGGCCGGCAGGCAAGGAGAACAGCACAGGUGUGGUCAGCCAGGCCCUGGCCUGCCGGGUGAGAGGGCCUGGAAUCUCCUCCUAUGCCUCCAAUCCUGCACAGGCUGGUGAGAGCCUGCAGGGCUGCCUGGAGGAGGCGCUGGCCCUGAUCCCGGAGGCACGGCAUCAGGAAACCCCCAUGUUCCUGGGGGCCACGGCCGGCAUGAGGCUGCUCAGCCAGAAGAACAGCUCUCAGGCAGGAGACAUCUUUGCGGCAGUCAGCCGGGUCCUGGGCCAGGCUCCCCUGGACUUUUGGGGUGCUGAGCUCCUGGCUGGGCAGGAUGAAGGUGCCUUGGGUUGGAUUACCAUCAACUAUGUCCUGGGCAUGCUGAUCAAGUACUCCUUCUCUGGAGAAUGGAUCCGGCCUCUGGAGGGGACCCUGGUGGGUGCCCUGGACAUGGGUGGAGCCUCCACCCAGAUCACCUUUGUGCCUGGAGGCCCCAUACUGGACAAGAGCACUCAGGCCACCUUCCGCCUCUACGGCUCUGAGCACAGGGUCUACACCCACAGCUACCUCUGUUUCGGGCGUGACCAGAUGCUGACCAGACUCCUGGCUCGGCUGGUGGAGAGCAGCCCCGGCCCCCUGGUCCGCCACCCAUGCUACCACAGCGGCUACUGGACCAGGCUGUCCCCGGCCACCCUGUAUGAGUCACCCUGUGUCCACACCACACCCCCUCCAGACCUGGCCUGGAAUCUCACGGUAGAAGGAACAGGGAACCCUGGGGCCUGCGUCUCUGCCAUCCGGGGCCUCUUCAACUUCUCCAGCUGUGAGGGCCGAAGACACUGUGCCUUCGACGGGGUCUACCAGCCCCCCGUGCGGGGCCGGUUCUAUGCCUUCUCCAACUUCUACUACACCUUCUACUUCCUGAACCUCACCUCCAAGCAGCCGCUAGCCACCGUCAACGCCACUAUCUGGGAGUUCUGCCAGAGACCCUGGAAGCAGGUGGAGGCGAGCUCGCCAGGGCAGGACCGCUGGCUGCAGGACUACUGUGCCUCAGGCCUGUAUAUACUCACACUGCUGCGCGAGGGCUACGGGUUCAGGGAGGAGACCUGGCCCGACAUCGAGUUCCACAAGCAGGCCGGUGGCACUGACAUUGGCUGGACGCUGGGCUACAUGCUGAACCUGACCGGCGUGAUCCCGGCCGAGGUGCCCGCCCGGUGGCGGGCGCAGAGCUAUGGCAUCUGGGCGGCUGGGGUCGUCUUUGCGGGGCUGACUCUCUUGGCUACCCUUGGGGCUGUGGCAGUCCACCUCCUGCGGCCCCGGGGCUAAGCUGGGCUGCCCCAGGCUGGACGGCUGUGC